AUGUCGUUCACGUUUAUUCGCUUCAUACCGUGCAUCUCGAAUUCAUGGAUUUCUGAAGACUUCAUGGCAAACAAUGACUGUCCUGGGAGUGUUGCUUCAUCAUCCACGACUUUUCAAGUUUUUUCUCCGCCGAUUGGGUUGCGUAGGAGCUACUGUUCCCCUCCGCAAAAACCUUCAAAUAUUCCCUCGAAAGAAACUCUAUUUCGAGUGGAUUGGUUGCUCGAACACGUUACGCCUGGAAUCCUGAAAUCGAGGUUGAAGCCAUUUUUUGACAUUUGCUUAGAAGAUGUUUCUUUCGAAGAUAAACUUUACAACUACAAGCUUGCUCGAAAAUCACAAUUGCUCAUGCAUAUUGCUAAGAUAAGGUUAUACUAUCGUUACUUGUCGCCGUUCAAUAAAGUAGAGAGAAUAGGUUCUUGUAUUUAUGAGAACGAGGAUGUCAUUGUUUUAUUGUGGCGAUUGAGUACGUUGGAGUCAAAUUUCUGGACAUAUUUCCCUUCAUUUAUUACUAAAAAAGAGCCUAAAGUAAUAACAAUUGAAGGGGCUCUGGAUAUCCAUGUUAAUAGUGAGGGUUUCAUCUAUAAGAUUGUCAAUAGAAAGAUAACGGCAUCGGAUCGUGAAGGAGCUAAGGUUAUGGAAACUAUUAAAGCAGAACAGGAAGAACUACGAAGUAAAGCUGAAGCGAAAGAACUCCGUCGUCUAGGAGAGCAGUUAGUUGAAGAGGAGAAGCAGCGAGGAACACUUUAG
This is a messenger RNA of Necator americanus (New World hookworm), 747 nucleotides long. RefSeq lists its product as uncharacterized. Bases 1 to 747 code for a protein of 248 amino acids. NCBI's taxonomy places the organism in Eukaryota, Metazoa, Nematoda, Chromadorea, Rhabditida, Ancylostomatidae. The transcript has 8 exons. The record is from RefSeq and is a predicted model, not a curated record.